This is a messenger RNA of Eimeria maxima, 1374 nucleotides long. RefSeq lists its product as hypothetical. The record is from RefSeq and is a predicted model, not a curated record. Gene Ontology annotation, molecular function: histone pre-mRNA stem-loop binding; mRNA binding. The transcript has a single exon. NCBI's taxonomy places the organism in Eukaryota, Apicomplexa, Conoidasida, Eucoccidiorida, Eimeriidae. Gene Ontology annotation, cellular component: cytoplasm; histone pre-mRNA 3'end processing complex. Gene Ontology annotation, biological process: mRNA 3'-end processing by stem-loop binding and cleavage; mRNA transport. The coding region runs from base 1 to 1374 and encodes 457 amino acids.
AUGGCAGUCUUCAGGUCAGGCGCUAGGUGGGCGGACUUGUCUGUUGAUUCAUCCAGUUGCAGCAAAACCGUUCCCGGAAGCACUGCACAAGCUGCACUUCUAUUGCAGGCCGAACAAGCCGAGCAAUCGUAUGCCCCAGACGGGGCUGCUGCCCUCCCUGAGUUCGAAAACAGUCAAGCAGGAAUUAACCUGUUUUUAAAGGAAGUUGAUCUAGGUGGGGAGGAUUCCAGCAAAAACGGAAACUCUUCUGGCCCAGGAGCAGAGCACGUAGCGGCUGCGUGUUCAUCAGACAAGCCAGCCUCUAGCAAGCCAAGCCCCGAGGAGGACGAUGGAGUCGCUGCGAAGAUGCCUGGGUUCAGGGGGUUGCUGGUGAGCGUUCCAAACGACGGGGCUAGUGCGGGUGCAAGCGACGACGCCUCUAACGCUGGCCGGCGCGAACGGAAUGCGGCUUCUAAGAUAAGUGAGACAGCUGCGCUUACGCCAGCUAAAAGAAAUAGAAGAGCCUCUGGAGCCCCCGACGGGAUUUCGAAUACGGUUGUUGGAAAUUCAGAGGCGCCCGCAGAAGAUGGAUCUGCAUCACCAGCUGCUCCGGAUGGGAUGUCUCAGCGCUUCGCUCAAAGUAAAAGGCGCAAGUCUGCUUGCUCUCGCCGUUCUGCAGAUGGUUAUUUCCCUGAGAGAAUCGCCAAUAUUGAGUCUUCAGUCAUGUCAUAUGGGCAACAGGGGAAACGCCGUAGCGCGAGGGGGAGUGACCGACACCGAUCGGGUGGGACACGCAGAGCCUCUGAGGGCCAGCCCAAUGCUGGGCUGCUGCUGCAGAUGGGAAAUCCCGCCUUCUUGCAACUGCCUGGUCUCGUGUCCCCCAUGUUCAUGCCAGCUGCACUGCCACCAGGGACGGUAGUCCCCCUGACAGGUGUUCUCCAUCCACAAGUAGUGAAAAAAGCAAAAGAGAUGGUCAACACCAGCAAGGAGCAGCAAGAGCAGGAGGAUGAAGAGGAGUGGCAACGGCGUGAGUGCGCGAGAAUGAAGGAUAUAGCUAUCGGGAAGGCUACUGCAGGGUACCGCAAUUUUCUCAAGCGGGUGGGAACGGAGCGCCGAUCAGAGGGAGACCCGAUGACCCCAGAUGCCAAACUGCGAUGCAGCAAAGCCCAGUUCCAGCGAGCCUACCAAAAGUGGAGGAAACAGCUGCACCAGUAUGACAACAUCUUGGACGAAUCAUCGAUCAGCACGCCGUCACCAGCCGAAGCGCAAUGUCCAACCGUGGAGGUAGCAAAUGCAGAAGACGGAAACGGUGGCCUACCAAAAGAUGCAUCUGAUCAGCAGGCCUUAGAGGCAAUCCUGGCUUUCAACAAGGAGUGCGAGCUAGCAGGUUUGUAG